Paramuricea clavata is the source of this 741-nucleotide messenger RNA. NCBI's taxonomy places the organism in Eukaryota, Metazoa, Cnidaria, Anthozoa, Malacalcyonacea, Plexauridae. The record is from the annotation of a GenBank genome assembly.
AUGGAUUCUCUGGCGGCUAACGGAAAUCCUGAUCCUCCAAUAAUACAACGAAUCUUUUGGGCGUUGACGGAGGGGGCAUGUGCGACAGCGUUGCUGAAAGUCGGCGGUAAAGCUGCACUUGAUACAAUUCAAACAGUAUCGGUUGCUGCAGGUCUACCUUACGCCGUGUUAGUCACCGCUAUGUGCGUCUCACUCUGGCGCGCUCUGAAGGAAGAAAAUGGCGAUGUUACUCCAGAUAGAAGUACAGAUAGAAAGUUUAACGUAUUUCUUUUUGAUAUCCUUCUGUUUCCAUCUUUGAACAAUUUCAAGAGAUUCCUAACUGCUCUUUUAGCACCAUGGCUACCAGCAGGCCGUGCUGCAGGCAAGGUAUAUCGCAAGAAGCCCUGGUCUUACAUGGUCAUUAUGGCGGUACUAUUUUACGGCUGGGUGAUAUUGCAGGUAACGGAGAUCUUUGCAAAUGGUCUUGCCUACGUUGGAUGGGUUGUCUUGUGCGGUUUCCUCACGUAUGUCAUAGGGUUGCGAAGUGUUAUCCGCGAGGAAUGCGGCCUGCCAGGCAGUAUUAUAGCUGAUGGUCUAACGGUCAUGUUCUACCCUUUUGCCGUGGAUCAACUGGACAAGCACAUGCUGAUCGAACAACAGCAAAAGAAAGACGAUCCGAAUUGUACUGGUAUUGAAAACAAGCACGCCGUUGAUAUACGAGCUGUGCAAUCUCCAAACAACACUGCUUGCACUAAAUUGUAA